AUGAGAGCACAAGGCCGCACAUCACAGGGCUUCCCUCGCUGGCAUGUGAAUGCCUGUCGCUCUGAGGUUGGAUAUGGUUGGAUGUUGCAAAAGGCAGUGAGUUGUUUGAGCAGGGAUGCACUGUUGGAGCUGUGGACGGCAGUCUACUUGGCGAAUGUGGGCCUUUUUGGGGUCUCAGUGAUGAGUUGCUUACAAUCAGUCCUACAAGCAAGAGUGAGGAUGUCGACGAAGACCAUCAAUUCGAAGAUGAGCCACGUGUUUCCGCCUUACGCUCUGCAGCUACAUCAACAGGCAAAGGAGACCCUUGCAGCUGCUCGAGGCACGAGCCACUUGACAGUCUGA
Molecule: messenger RNA, 342 nt
Organism: Symbiodinium natans
Lineage: Eukaryota; Dinophyceae; Suessiales; Symbiodiniaceae
Source: the annotation of a GenBank genome assembly